This is a messenger RNA of Calidris pugnax (ruff), 533 nucleotides long. It is a transcript of the gene MRPL54, whose product is annotated as mitochondrial ribosomal protein L54. Gene Ontology annotation, cellular component: mitochondrial large ribosomal subunit. Bases 58 to 423 code for a protein of 121 amino acids. The record is from RefSeq and is a predicted model, not a curated record. NCBI's taxonomy places the organism in Eukaryota, Metazoa, Chordata, Aves, Charadriiformes, Scolopacidae. Gene Ontology annotation, molecular function: structural constituent of ribosome. The transcript has 3 exons.
CGCCGCGCACGCGCAGUGCCGCCCCGCCCCCUCCCGGCGUGCCCCGCGGCGCCCAACAUGGCGGCCCGCGUGCUGCUGCGGGCGGUGCGGGUAGCGCUGCCGGGCCCGGCCCGCGGAUACGCCAAGAAGCCCGCCAUGAAGUCCAAGGGCAAGGCCGUGCCGAAGGAGGCGCUGCAGGGCCCGGAGGUCUGCACGGACCCCGUCAUGCUCACCACCCACGCCAUGGGCGUCAAUUACUUCAAGGAGGGCCCGGAGGUGGCCCUGAAGCCCGACUCCGAGUACCCCGACUGGCUCUUCAAGAUCCACCUGGGGCCCCCCAAGAAGCUGGAGGAGCUGGACCCUGACUCGAUCGAGUACUGGAGGCGCCUGCGGAAGUACAACACGUGGCAGCGCAACAGGCUGAAGAAGGGCAAGAAGCUGUAGGCACUGGCAGAGCUCGGGGGCUGCCCUGAGUGCCAGCGCUUUUGGUCUCUUCUUCUUGCUGUAAAUUAAUAAUAAUUAAUAAUAAAUCUCUGUGAGGCUGAUACCUGUUA